Molecule: messenger RNA, 216 nt
Organism: Haemonchus placei
Lineage: Eukaryota; Metazoa; Nematoda; Chromadorea; Rhabditida; Trichostrongylidae
Source: the annotation of a GenBank genome assembly
AUGGGUCCCAACAUGAAAGAAAGAAAACGAAGGUCCCCAUAUGAAUAUGACGUGCAAGACUACCCACCCGAUUAUUUCGAUUUCGACAAGGAUGAUGGCGAAGACGUGGAAUGCCCGGGUCCGGAUGAAGUGACUGAUUUGGGAACUAUUCCUCCGGAGUUGGAGGGACCUGGAAGUGUGCACGAUAUGCGCAAUUUGCAAUGGCGAGGUUACUAA